Tyto alba (common barn owl) is the source of this 1233-nucleotide messenger RNA. RefSeq names its product NPC intracellular cholesterol transporter 2 (gene NPC2). The coding region runs from base 76 to 528 and encodes 150 amino acids. Gene Ontology annotation, biological process: cholesterol efflux; intracellular cholesterol transport. The transcript is spliced from 4 exons. NCBI's taxonomy places the organism in Eukaryota, Metazoa, Chordata, Aves, Strigiformes, Tytonidae. Gene Ontology annotation, molecular function: cholesterol binding. The record is from RefSeq and is a predicted model, not a curated record.
GGGGCCGCCGCGCUCAUGUGACGCCGCGGAGGAGCCGCCGGUCCCGGUCCCGGUCCCGGUCCCGCCGCCGCCGCCAUGGUGCCGUCCCCGCUCGCCCUGCUCCUGGCGCUGGGCGCCGCCGCCACCGCCCUGGCCGAGCCCCUCCGCUUCGUCGACUGCGGUUCCAAAGACGGCAGCAUCCAGGAGGUGAACGUGAGCCCCUGCCCCACGCAGCCCUGCCUGCUCCAUAAGGGCACAUCCUACAGCAUCAACGUCACCUUCGCCAGCAAGAUUGAGAGCCAGGGCAGCAAAGCGAGGGUGUAUGGCGAGAUGCUGCAUGUGGACAUACCCUUUCCCAUUCCUGAGCCUGAUGGAUGCAAGUCUGGGAUCCAGUGCCCCAUUCAGAAGGGCCGUUCCUACAGCUACCUGAAUAAACUCCCAGUGAAGAACGAGUACCCCAGUAUUAAAUUGAUUGUGAAGUGGGAGCUGGUGGAUGACCAGGACCAGAUGUUGUUCUGCUGGAAGAUACCAGUGCAAAUCACCAGCUGAGGAUCCCUGCCAUUAGUGGGGCUUAGGGAGCGGGGAAAAACAAGUGAACACUGGCCAAAUUCUUUUAUAUAAUAAAGCAUUUCUUACUGCUUCCUUCAGAGCUCAGCAGCCUCUGAGCAGCUAGUGCUGUGUUCCUGCAAGGUCAGCUGUGGGCAGAGGGCUCUUAGCCUGUUUAAGAGCCCCCUGGGAUGUUCUCACAGCAGCUCAAGCGGGAGCAGGACUGACUGGGCAUCAUCCUCCAGCUGCUCUGCGGAGGCGAUUUAGUUAUUUGAAAUGGAGCUGUCUGUCCUCACAAAGGACUUCCUCUGCGAUGAACCUGGCUAGUGUCUGAGCUGCUACCUGGUAAUCCUUCAGUGCCUCUUCUAGAAUGCCAGCUGCAUACGCCCUCCUGCGCUUCUCCUGCUGCAUUGCGACCGGGACACCCCUGGCACCUGCGUUUGCUAUCCAGGCAGCUGAAGGAGAAGCAACAAGAGGAGGGUUUCCCAGAGCUGACAGCCUGCUCUGUCCUGGGCUCCUGCUCAAGCUGGCAAGACUGCAGCUGGGAAAACUUCUUUUUUUGUGGAUGCAAAGCCAAAUGGCGUUUGAUGUUUCUGCAGGGAUGAUUCUUUCUCUAACCAAUGGUUUGCUACUACUAACUCAGAGCUGCUGGGAUCUCCUGAACCUCUUUUUAUAACUUUUCUUUUAAUAAAGGCUAGACAAAAGCUG